CCUUAGUCUCCUUGCUGAACCCAUGUCCCAGUUCCGAGUCCUGUGGCGAAGACCCCACCAACUGCACCGACUCCAGUUACCCUUCUUGCCAGGAUAGUCACACCUUCAGCACCUUCCUCCUUGACCUCUUCAAGCUGACCAUAAGCCUAGGGGACCUUGAGAAGAGCGAGAACACCAAGUACCCAGGGGUCUUCAUCAUCCUCCUGGUUACCUACAUCAUCCUCACCUUCGUCUUGCUGCUCAACAUGUUGAUCGCUCUCAUGGGGGCGAUGGUGGGACAGGUCUCCAAGGAGAGCAAGCAGAUUUGGAAGCUCCAGUGGGCUUCCACCAUCUUGGAUAUCGAGUGCUCCUUCCCCAUCUUUCUCUGCAAAGCCUUCCGUUCGGUGGAAAUGGUCACUGUCAGCAAAACCUUGGAUGGGACGCCUGACCGCCGUGGUGUUUCAG
Sceloporus undulatus (fence lizard) is the source of this 444-nucleotide messenger RNA. RefSeq names its product transient receptor potential cation channel subfamily V member 4-like. The record is from RefSeq and is a predicted model, not a curated record. Gene Ontology annotation, biological process: osmosensory signaling pathway; calcium ion import across plasma membrane; actin filament organization. Gene Ontology annotation, molecular function: calcium channel activity. The transcript is spliced from 2 exons. Gene Ontology annotation, cellular component: cilium; membrane. Lineage: Eukaryota; Metazoa; Chordata; Lepidosauria; Squamata; Phrynosomatidae. The annotation marks the transcript as partial.